Messenger RNA from Carassius carassius (crucian carp), 2557 nucleotides. RefSeq names its product protein phosphatase 4, regulatory subunit 2a (gene ppp4r2a). Gene Ontology annotation, molecular function: protein phosphatase regulator activity. The transcript has 9 exons. The coding region runs from base 143 to 1417 and encodes 424 amino acids. Gene Ontology annotation, biological process: protein dephosphorylation. Gene Ontology annotation, cellular component: nucleus; protein phosphatase 4 complex; cytoplasm. The record is from RefSeq and is a predicted model, not a curated record. Lineage: Eukaryota; Metazoa; Chordata; Actinopteri; Cypriniformes; Cyprinidae.
UGCGCACAGCAGUGGGCAAGCAGGUAGUGACGUCACCGGCGCCAUAUUAAAGAUCCGUUGCUGUUUUCUCCGUGUCGCUGUUGCCAUCUUUCUGUUUCCAGUGGACUCGGAGAGACCAGAGAGUAGCACACAUACCUCCACAAUGGAAAUCGAUACACUUCUGGGAGCAUUUAGAGAUUUCGAGAAGAAAGGAGAAAAGGAAACCUGCCCCAUGUUGGAUCAGUUUCUGUCCCAUGUUGCAAAAACAGGAGAGACCAUGAUUCAGUGGUCUCAGUUUAAAGGUUACUUCCUCUUUAAACUGGAGAAAGUGAUGGAUGAUUUUAAAGCCUCAUGUCCAGAGCAGCGGGGACCUGCCAAUCCAAAUGUGGAGUACAUUCCCUUUGAGGAGAUGAAGCAGAGGAUUCUUAAAAUCGUCAGUGGAUACAACGGGAUUCCUUUCACUAUUCAGCGUCUCUGUGAGCUUCUUACAGAGCCGAAAAGAAACUACGCGGGAACAGACAAGUUCCUCAGGGGUGUGGAGAAGAAUGUGAUGGUGGUCAGUUGUGUGUAUCCUACCUCAGAGAAGAAAGGAUCAGGUUGUGUGAACAGAUUGAAUGGUGUCAUGUUCCCUGGCAACACUUCAGCGUUUCCUGAUAGAAAUGUGAAUGGUCCAGGAACACACAGGCCACUGAACAGACCAAAACUUUCCCUGUCCAGCAGCGUAGCUACUAACGGCCUUCCUGACAGCACAGACAGCAAAGAACAAGCAUCAGAGCAAUCAGACAGAACGGUCAAUGAGCCUUCAGCGUCAGAAGCAGACGGUUCACACGGUGGUCCAGUGAAAUGUAAACAUCUUGAAGAUGACGAUGAUGGUACAAACACUGAGACUCAUGAAGCAAAGAGACUCAAGUUCGAAGAUGAGGAAGAUGACAAUGAGGAAGGAAUGGAGAAAGAGCUGGAUGAAAAGCAGUCGCCCUGCACAUCGGUAGCAGAGAGCUCAUCGGAUGUACCGCAGUCUUCCUCAGACAUCACUGCGGAGGUGAAGGAUAAUAAACCUGAAGAACCCGUCUCUGAAGACCAAGAACCCUCGAGUACACAGUCAGAGGUCGUAGAAAACGGGGUUGGCAAAUCCACUUCGGAAGAUUCACCUGACCCUUCCCACAAUCAGGCGACCGGCAGUGAAUCAGAUCUAUCAGAACAGCGGUCGGAGAGGGACGAGAGCGCCGAGGCUCAGGAAACGGACGAGAGAAAUGACCCAGUCAGCAGUAGUAGCAGCAGCAGGAGCAGCAAUAACAGCAGUGACGAGGGAGUGUCCAGUGCAGAGACUCCAUCUGCAUGUCCCAGCAGUUCCACUGAGCUGACGGCAGAGGGCAGUACCACUGCAGAAAUCAGUUCGGACAGCUCAGAGACUGCAGAUGACACCAUGGAGCAAGACUGAAGUUUGAUCGCACAUUAUUGAUUUUUACACUCUACUGUACAAAACCCCUAAAAUCACUUAUCCUGCAAGUUUAGCAGAUCCUUUAUAGACCAGGAGAGGAGGGCAUUCUGGUGACCUCUUGUGACACAUCCACUCCUUAUGACCCUUCUCUUAAUAUGGGCUCUUUGAAGAACAAAAACUGGAAGCUCAUCUUUCUGGUGGUUGAGCGGAGCGUUUGCCAUUGACUAACUCGAAUGCCUUGUGUCCAUAGCAGUUUUCUGUAAUCCUGUUCUAAUCAUGGGCAGCCAUCAACUCUACAUAAACGCAUUCUAAAGCUGUUGGGUAAAACAUCUUUCAUCUCUCUCCUGUUCUACUAAGAGUGAAAACGUGGCAAAUCUUUGGUUUGUGUGAAUGUGUGCAUAUGUUUGUAGGGGUGAGGGGUGUGUGUGCACUUCCUUUAGUUUAGUCCAGUCAACGGAUGAUCUCAGGAUUCCUGUUGACCGGCAGACCAGUGUCUAAACAUUCCAGGAGAACACCCCGUUCCCCUCAUAUUGCCUUCUGCAUUCAUCUGCUGGCUUGUAGCACAAAGUGCUCAAUAGCAGCAUUAGACCGAUUUCCUUUCUUUGCUAUUUUUCUUUUAUUUUUAGAUCCUUUGAUUUUAACUGCCUUCCCAGCAUAGCACCGACAUGUAUUAAUCCUCCGAUGCUGGUAAAUAGAUUCUAAAAUGGACUAAUGUGAUUUCCCAUGCACUAGAUGGUUGAGUGCUGUUGGUUGCAAUGUAACUUAAUAUAGUGAGCCUGUCUUUUCGACUGACAACUUGAGCUUAACCACUAUUGAGCCAUCCUUAUUUGUUAUAAGAUUUUCAUUUAGUUUCAUCAAACAAUGGCAAACAUUUGUUAAAAGGUUAAAAUAGGCAACACUGUCAACACCAUCUCUUAAACUGUACUUUUCAUGCUUCCUACAGACUUGUAUACAGGCUGUUCUACACAUACCUAUUUCCACAGCUCCUUUUUGAUAUGUAGAAUUUUUAAAUUAGAUUUUGUAGAUUAUAAGUGUUCACUGCUUUUGUGAAAAGUGAAAAUUGUAUGAUCUCCAUCAUGUGAACUGAAUGCUUGGGAUUUCAGCCGUAUUCCUGAAGAGCAAUAAAUGUUCACAUUAAAA